Papilio machaon (common yellow swallowtail) is the source of this 3312-nucleotide messenger RNA. RefSeq names its product WD repeat-containing protein 35 (gene Oseg4). Gene Ontology annotation, molecular function: protein binding. Gene Ontology annotation, biological process: intraciliary retrograde transport; protein localization to cilium; non-motile cilium assembly. Gene Ontology annotation, cellular component: intraciliary transport particle A; non-motile cilium. The transcript has 22 exons. The record is from RefSeq and is a predicted model, not a curated record. Bases 102 to 3215 code for a protein of 1037 amino acids. Lineage: Eukaryota; Metazoa; Arthropoda; Insecta; Lepidoptera; Papilionidae.
CUAUGUAUUAAAUCAUAAGAAUAAUAAUAAAGUUAACCCUGGUGCUAUCAGCGACUGUACAUUUUCAUAUAUUAGUAGUCACAAAAUAGCUUUAACCCAAAAUGUUCAUUUACAUGAGUAAAAAAAUUGCAAUACCAAAACAAUCUAAUGUAAAUUGUAUAUCAUGGAAUCAAUCAACUGGGUACAUUGCUGUCGGUGGGGAAGAUGGAAUGUUAAAAGUUUUAAAAUUAGAGUCAGGUGGUGGUGGAAAUCUUUCCAUGAAUCUGACGCUGGAGGGUCAUACAGGCCAUUUACAAGUUGCAAUAUGGAAUGAAGUUUUCCAGAAACUCACAACCAGUGAUGAACAUGGUGUCAUUAUUGUUUGGAUGCUGUAUAAAGGUUCUUGGUAUGAAGAAAUGAUCAACAAUAGAAAUAAGUCUACAGUGUCAAGCAUGGCAUGGGGUUCAGAUGGACAAAAGAUUUGCAUAGCAUAUGCAGAUGGUGCUGUUAUUGUUGGUUCUGUGGAUGGUUCCCGUGUUUGGGGAAAAGAUAUUAAAGGACCUGGUUUGAAUGCUGUUCAGUGGUCACCAGAUAACUCGCUCUUACUUUUUGCAUUAUCAAAUGGAGAAUUACAUUUAUAUGAUGAACAAGGGAACUUUAUAAUGCCAGUAGUGGCCAACGGAAGUUCAGAUUCAAUGGAGAUUAUAACUAUGGACUGGUAUUCAGGCAGAGCACCUGCUAAUAGACCUGUUUUAGUGAUUUGUUACAAAAGCGGUCAACUGUUACUAAUGAAAAGUUGUAUAGAAGAAGAAAGUGUUGUUGUUGAAACUAAUAUGACCAUCAUUGACUGUCACUGGAAUCAUAAUGGAACAAUAUUAGCGACAGCAGGCUGUACAAAGGAGCAAGCGAAUGUCAUACAAUUUUUUACUGCUUAUGGUGAGCAAGUUAGGACGCUACGAGUGCCGGGUGGUUCGAUGAGAGCGUUGUCGUGGGAGAGAUGUUCUCUCCGACUGGCUAUAGCUAUUGAUUCAUAUAUUUACUUUGCCAAUGUCAAGCCUGAUCAUAAGUAUGCAUACUACGGGAACACGCUAGCAUUCGUUUCGGACACCGAUACUGUAACGUUCUGGGACACUGUGACACAUCAGUCAUGGAUAAAUCAUAUUCCUAACGUCAUAGAUAUGUGUGGAGUAGAGGAAUAUUGUGUAAUAGCCACUUUGAAUACUCUUAUUAUCUCGAACCAACAAGGAAUUCAAUGCGAUGCAAAAGCAAUAACUAUGCCUGUGGUUGGUGUUACAAUAAACAGUAAAGCGGUUGUCGUGGCCGCGUCAAAGGAUUCCUUUUUAAUAUGGAAAUUUUCUAUACCAUCCAGACCACAUACUUCGGAGCAAUUAUAUCGUGCUGAUGGAAGUCCCAUGUCCGCCGGGGAAGGUUUCCAAGAUGACACCAUCUGUUGUGUGACAUGUUCGGACAGUCAUCUAUUAGUUGGCAGAGAUUCUGGCACGAUAUUGCUUUUCUCUCUCGUCAAUUUCAAGAAAAUAACAUCUAUUAAUAUGAAUGCUAAACCUUAUAAAAUGGGUUUGAAUUCAAAUUCUAGUAAGUUCUUCGUAAUAGACCAACCAGGGUCGUUAUACGUUUUGGAUACGGAUAUGGCCAACAAUAUAAGUAUGGGUCAAGCUCUGCGCAAAGACGUUUGGAGUGCUUUGUGGGCGACCGACAAUUGCCAAAUGUUAGCCGUCGCCGAGAAGGCCCGCUUGUAUGUCAUGAGGGACAAUGAGCCCGAAGAGCCUCUCACUAUGCAAGGCUAUCUCUGCAAGUUUAAGGAAUUGGAAAUAACGAGUGCACUUUUGGACAAUAUAACCGAUAAAUGUACACCGCAACACAUAGUGCGAGUGGAAGUCAAGUCUCUGAGGGACACGCGACAGUUGAUCGAAAAAGUAGGACUGAAAGAGGCGGAGAGCUUCAUUAAAGAUAAUCCGCAUCCACAACUUUGGUUACUUUUAGCAGAGGGUGCGCUGAAGAAUUUCGAAUCGGAGUCAGGUCUGGAGACGGCGGAGGCGGCGUUCGUGAGACGGAACGACUACGCCGGCAUACGGUUCGUGACAAGAUUGAAAGCUUUACAUUCCAACGCACUCAAGAAAGCCGAGAUACUCGCUUAUUUCAAAGACUUCGAUGCUGCAGAAAAAAUAUACCAUGACGAAGAUAGGCGAGAUUUAGCUAUUGCACUACGGAAGCGUUUGGGUCAUUGGUUUCGAGUGGUAGAACUAUUGAAGAUGUCUGUGAACACGACAGACGCUGAAGUUAAGCAAGCGUACAUCAACAUCGGUGAUUACUAUUUAGAUCGACAGAAUUGGACUGGUGCUAUCGAAUAUUACUCAAUGUCUAAUAAUAUGGAAGGGUUAAAGAAAUGCUACAUGGCAUUAGAAGAUAACGAGUCUUUAGCUAAAUUAUUCAUCGGAUCACCGCGGCAAGCCAAGGACGGGGGGAAGCAAGUCGUUUUGGACGAUAUUAACGACGCAAAUCAGAUUGUGUCGUUACAAAAUAUUAUUCAACUGAAAGAGAAUGGAAGAAUGCUUCAAGCGGCAGCUAUGGCUUUUCAGUUAGCUAACAAUGAGGCGUCUCAAAAAGCAUCGCCCUUGCGUAUCAAGAAACUAUACAUCUUAGCCGGUCAUCUUUAUACACAAAACUCAGUCGAGGGGUGCAAGAGUCGUGAGGCGGUGCGGUGCUACCGUGCGGCGAGCGCGCAGCACUGGUUGUGUUUGGCGGCGCGACGUGCGCGCUCGCGGCCCGUGCGCGCGGACUCUGCGCGCGCCGUCGCGCACCGCCUGGCCGCGCACGCUGACGACCUGCAUGUAGCGCAACACAUCCAGAUGUGGUGUACGAUUGCUGCCAUUGCAUUACAAGUGAAAGCUUUCGAGCUGUGUUCAAAAGCUUUCAUUAAAUUGGAAGCUCUAGAGCCUGACGUUUUUGAAGAGCUUGCCAUAGAAAUAUUCACUCGAUGCAAACCCAAAGAUAACAGAGGAAAUAAAUUUGACUGUCCAAGUUGUCAAACGAGCAUACCCGACUGGUCUGUGCGAUGUUUGUCGUGCGGGGCGCAGUUCCCCGGCUGUGUAGUGUCGGGGCGCGUGCUGAGCGCGGCGCACGCGACCUGGUCGUGUACCACUUGUGCCGCCGCCGCGCAACGACAUGACCUCGUCAUACGACACUCCUGCCCCAUGUGCCAUGUCCAGCUGCCCUAGUCAUAAAGACUUCAUACCUCCACAUCACGAACUCGAGGUUAAUAAAUAAUGUCACAUAAUAAUCACCAAUUUCCAACUUUGUUACAUCUAGUAGGCA